Messenger RNA from Penicillium coprophilum, 723 nucleotides. RefSeq names its product NPP1 family protein. NCBI's taxonomy places the organism in Eukaryota, Fungi, Ascomycota, Eurotiomycetes, Eurotiales, Aspergillaceae. Bases 1 to 723 code for a protein of 240 amino acids. The transcript is spliced from 4 exons. The record is from RefSeq and is a predicted model, not a curated record.
AUGAUUCCCCGACUGAUUGUCGGGUUAACUGCUCUCACUGUGCUGCCUGUGACGGCUAGCCCGGCUGGGUUGUCGCGUCGAGGGACAGUCGCAUCCGACCAGCUUGUUGGAUUUCCUCAGACAGUUCCAGCUGGUGCUACUGGGGACCUAUAUCUGGCCUAUCAGCCAGAUCUAUAUGUUGUUAAUGGCUGCGUGCCUUUCCCGGCCGUAGAUGCAAACGGGAACACCAAUGCCGGUCUCAAACCAACAGGAGAUCCAAGUGGCCAGUGCAGUAGUAGUACGGGGCAGAUAUAUGUGAGGGGCGGUGCUUCAGGCGACCAUUAUGCCCUGAUGUACUCCUGGUAUUUCCCCAAGGAUUCGCCUUCGACGGAUCUCGGUCAUCGCCACGAUUGGGAAGGAGUUAUUAUCUGGCUUUCCGACGCCACAAGUACCACUGCCUCGAACAUCCUGGCCGUUUGCCCGUCGGCACAUGGCGGCUGGGACUGUAGUACAGACGGAUAUACGCUUGAUGGCACUGCAUCUCUGAUCAAGUACCAAUCCGUUUGGCCUGUCAAUCAUGCCUGUGGCCUAACGACUACCGUGGGUGGCACACAGCCGUUGGUUGCCUGGGAGUCAAUGUCAACUGUCGUGCAAAAUGCCUUGGAUACAACGGACUUUGGGUCAGGGAAUGUUCCUUUCAACGAGCCAAAUUUUGUCAACAACCUGGCAAAGGCAAAAUUCUAG